This is a messenger RNA of Purpureocillium takamizusanense, 333 nucleotides long. RefSeq lists its product as uncharacterized. The transcript has a single exon. The coding region runs from base 1 to 333 and encodes 110 amino acids. The record is from RefSeq and is a predicted model, not a curated record. Lineage: Eukaryota; Fungi; Ascomycota; Sordariomycetes; Hypocreales; Ophiocordycipitaceae.
AUGAGCAGAACAAUGACAAAAACACUUGGCAAAAAUCUCAACGACCAGGCCACUGGCCUUUGGUACGAUGAACAAAAUGCAAAGACAAAACCUGACCAGAAAACAAAUGCAAACGACACAAGAUCAGACAGACAUGACAUGACACACCACGACAGAAAAACAAACAUUGCACCAACAGAAAACCACAAACAGAAAAUCAAAAAAAAAAAUUCAAACAAGCAGCAAGACAAAAAGAAAAUUUCUCAAAAAAAAAAACCCUUCGCGGCCGGAUCAGAAGCAGUGUCAUCAUGUCCGGCCGCGAUCCCAAGGACAAAGUCCAUUGGGAACGGGUAG